Daphnia magna is the source of this 631-nucleotide messenger RNA. Its product is annotated as cuticle protein 21. Bases 147 to 485 code for a protein of 112 amino acids. The record is from RefSeq and is a predicted model, not a curated record. The transcript is spliced from 2 exons. NCBI's taxonomy places the organism in Eukaryota, Metazoa, Arthropoda, Branchiopoda, Diplostraca, Daphniidae.
CACGGAAACCCUCUGUUUUCAACAAUGGCAACAGAGUUUCUCCUCCCACAUGGAACUAUAAAAGAGCCGUGUUGUUGGUCGAUCAAAUCACCAGUUCUCUCAGUUUGAGAAAGCAGCUUCUUCUCUUCUACAAAAAACCAGUCAACAUGAAGUGCCUGAUGAUCUUGGCUGUUUUGGUUGCUGCCGUUGCUGCUGCACCCCAGUUCUAUCCUGGCUACUCUUCCCUUGGCUACUCUGGUCUUCCCUACGCCGCUGCUCCUGGCUUUGCUUACGGUUACACAUCUCCCGUUGCCUACGGUGCUGCUGCUCCCGUUGCCUACGCCGCUCCUGCUCCCGUUGCCUACGGUGCUCCUGCCCCCGUUGCCUACGCCGCUCCUGCUCCCGUUGCCUACGCCGCUCCUGCCCCCGUUGCCUACCAGACCGGUGCCAAAGUUGUGGCCAAGUACGAGCCCGUCGAGCAACACGGAUACCGAAUCGCUUAUUAAACGACGUACCCAACUUGAACGUGAACAUAAGAUCAUCUGUUCCUAUCAAUCGAGACGAUGAAUUCAACAUUCUUUUUGUCGGGAAACGCGAGCGUCCAUUCGAGCCAAUUUCAAAGACGAAAUAAAGAUUUUUUUUUCAAAGACUA